Messenger RNA from Helobdella robusta, 930 nucleotides. RefSeq lists its product as hypothetical. Lineage: Eukaryota; Metazoa; Annelida; Clitellata; Rhynchobdellida; Glossiphoniidae. The transcript has 2 exons. Bases 1 to 930 code for a protein of 309 amino acids. The record is from RefSeq and is a predicted model, not a curated record.
AUGGAACGUCAGGAUGAAACAUCCAUAAAUUAUUAUUAUAGAGAGGCAUGCAAGUACGUAACGGUUGUUGUUGGAGUUGGUUGUUUGUGCUAUUUCUGCUCCUCCAUCGCUUGCUCAAAUAUGAGUGCAUUUUUAAUAAACUCAUCCGUCCCAUUGUUGUCACCGAUCUUCACAGCAUCAGCAACUGCUCUGACGUCAUCGACUACAUUCUUACCGCCACUUUCAAACAGCAUUGGCAUGUCGGCCGAAAUGACCACGCCACACUACGGCGGCCACCACUACUCUCAUUACGACGACGAUAGCAACUAUUACGACGACGAUUACUAUGAUUAUUACGAUGACGGCGAGGACGAUGGCAAUGAUGGCGACAUGAAACUUCGUCAUCUUCGACAUCAUCGUCAUUGGCGUCAUCGUGCCAGCCGAACGCGUCAACACGACGAUUACAACAAUCGUACAUACAACAACAGCAACAAUAACAACAACAGCAACAACAACAACAACAACAACAACAACAACAACAAUAAUAAUAAUAAUAAUAAUAAUCUGAACAACAGUAAUUAUGGGUAUGGUUAUUUAAACAGCAUUAACUCAUCUUCUUACGUUACACAUUUCAAAAAUUCCACCGAAAUGACGCGCAGAUGGCGGUACAACGAAACGGACCACAACCCUUACUCGUCAACAUUUCACACCACAACGACCGUCGCCACCAACAACGACAACCAUUACAAUGCAUUCAACUCGACAACUGCAAAGUCGCUAAAGAAGCGACGACGUGCGCUUCACCGAAAGAGAAGUCUCAACUUCAAACAGCAACACUACAGUCAACGUAUAUUUACGAUUUAUAGUUACCUGCUCUAUCGAUUUCUUGAAAUUUCUUUAGAAGGCAGAGUAUCCCUUAAUAACAACAGUAGUUCACCAUUUUGUGAGUGA